AUGAGUGAGCUCCUGAACUACAUCCUCAAUAAUGAGGAUGCAUUUCGAAGAAAUCGCCUUCCGUCCCUUUACUCCGACUUCACCCUCCAAAAGAAAACAAACCCCGACGGUUACGCUGUUAACAUUGCUGCUUGGGAACAAGCCUUGAACCGAGCAGCCAAGCGCGGAUACACAUCCUCGCGCGGUGUGCGCGUGCGCUCAGGGUCCAUUGGGUCCUCACAGAGCGCCGCGGGAAAUCGAAAGAAGACUGAUCACCUCAUUCUACGCACGGAUGAGUCGCUACUACGGGAACUGGAGCUGCCGGAGUGGGGGAGGCCAGUAGCACUGGGUGCUGUGUUCGCUGAAGCUAUGCACAAACAUACUAUGAUUCCCUUGCCAGUGUACAAGGCCAGUGGGUCGAGUCUGCAGAAGAGCCAGUGGAGACUUAUCGACCCCAGUGCAUUGAGCCCGUGGAAUGUCAUGAGUUGGGGGGCGCGACAACUGAAAGGGUUCAUUGUGGGCUCAGAGGGGGAGUCUGCGCCCCAGUUACGGGUACAGGAAUUGGUAUUGGUGGAGAAUUUGCAGGAAGCGGCGGACUUGGUUGUUAAGAAGGCCACUGGCGGCAAUUCGUCCAAGCUGGACCUCAUAUACUCCAAAGAAAGCUUCACUGAAGAGUUCGCAACCGUGCUGAACGAUGCCACAGAGUUGUCAGACUCCGAUCUUGAUAUUCUUUUGGUCUAUCUGUCCCGCGAUAGCGGAGCCAUCGCAUAUGAUGGCAAGACCAUCAAGUUCAAGUCAAAUGACGAACCAGCACAUAUCACGCAGCAAGACGCCACGAUCGCCUCGAUCAAGACGCUUGUAUCAACGAUCUCGAAACAGGUUAAGAACCUGGAGGAUAAAGUUGCAGAGCUGACUGCGUCUGCGAAGGCAGCUCUGGCAAAUAAGAAUCGCAUUUCUGCACUAUCGGCAGUGAAGUCCAAGAAGAUGGUUGAGCAUAAUCUUCAACAACGACUGAACACACUUGCCCAGCUUGAGGAGGUCUAUGCCAAGAUCGAGCAGGCCGCCGGCCAGGUGGAGAUUGUUCAAGUCAUGGAAGCAAGCACCGGUGUUCUUCGUGGGUUGCAUGCACAGAUCGGCGGAGCAGAGCGCGUCGAGGAUGUUGUCGAGGAGUUGCGCGAGGAGAUGUCCAAGGUGGAUGAGGUUGGAAGCAUUAUGAAUGAGGUAGGACCUGUCUUCGACGAAGGUGAAAUCGACGAGGAGCUCGAGGCCCUGGAGAAGGGUGAUCGGGAGGCACGAGAAACGAAAGAUGCCGAGGCGACGCGCAAAAGGCUUGCCGAGCUGGACAGCCUCAAGCAAGCCUCAGACGAAGCAGCACGCAAAGCACAGAGAGAGACGGAUGUGGACAACCAGCUGGCAGAGAGCAUUGGAAAACUCUCAAAUAUGUCAGUCGAAGAUCGGACGUUGCCCGCUGAAUAA
This is a messenger RNA of Penicillium canariense, 1455 nucleotides long. RefSeq names its product putative vacuolar sorting protein SNF7 family protein. Gene Ontology annotation, cellular component: cytoplasmic side of plasma membrane; ESCRT III complex; multivesicular body. The record is from RefSeq and is a predicted model, not a curated record. Bases 1 to 1455 code for a protein of 484 amino acids. Gene Ontology annotation, biological process: vesicle budding from membrane; late endosome to vacuole transport via multivesicular body sorting pathway. The transcript has 5 exons. Lineage: Eukaryota; Fungi; Ascomycota; Eurotiomycetes; Eurotiales; Aspergillaceae.